Closterium sp. NIES-67 is the source of this 3000-nucleotide messenger RNA. The record is from the annotation of a GenBank genome assembly. Lineage: Eukaryota; Viridiplantae; Streptophyta; Zygnematophyceae; Desmidiales; Closteriaceae.
GGAAAGCCACACCAGGUUUGUAGAGAGGUCUUGAUUUCAGCAAUUUUAUUUUCUAUUAACUGAUUCGUUUUUCGCCUUUGGCAUCGUGCGUGCGAUGCGGGAAUCAGUGGCAUCAGUGGCAGCAGUGGAGUGGGUGGAGGACGAGUGGUGUGCAGCACCGGGCGAGUCAUCCCCGUCAGUCGCCGCCCCUGCACCCGCCACUUCGCCGCGUUCCACCAACGGCCCGCCCAAGCGACUCAACUCUCUCGCUUCCUCGUUUCUUCCCGCCGCCAUCUUCGCGCGCACCUCGCCGCCUGCAGCCGCGCGCCUCCUCGCCCGUGCGGCUCCGGCGGAUGGCGGUGACGAUGACGGCGAGGAGUGCGACGGUGAGGGCGGGCGGUACGCGGCGUGGGAGGAGGACGGGGAGGGAGGGGAGGAGGGGGGCGAGAGGCAUGGCGGGUUCGCGGAAGGCGGCGUGGGGUCGGCGCUGCUUUCGUGGGGUCGGAAUCUCUUCCACCGCCCUCCGCCCGCUUCUCUCUCGCCGCCCUCCACGCUGCUCCAGCCGCUCGCGCCUGUCGACCCGCGGGUUCCCUCUGCCUUCCGCCACCAUGCCGCCACCACCACCGUCGGCGGCAGCACCAGCAGCGGCGCGGACGCCGCCCAAUCUCUCGCCGGCAAGCUCUGGGGGGUGUUGGCUCCGCGCUCGACGCACGCGCAACUGCUCGGUGACGUCAGUGGCUGUGGUGCCAACGGCAUCACGCCUCACCACAGUUUACGGGGAGCAGCGCGCCAAGCUGCGCCGGACGGUGCCCGCAGCACGGCGACGGGGGGGGCUGCGGUCGAGUCUGCGCGCUCUGCUCCCGCGCAAGCUUUCAGCGCGCCAGGAGGAGUCAGGGGGAGGGGCAACUGGUCCGCAGUGGGGGGAGCGGUGAGCUCGCUGGGCGGGCUGGGCAGCAGGGAGGGGGCGGGGAGGACGGGGUCCGGUGGUAGCGAUGGUGAAGGGGGUGGGGCGGGGAGAGGCUCCGGUGAUGGCGGCGGGGCGCAUGGGGAUGGGCGUGGGGGGGCGGGGGGCGGGCACAGGUGGAGGCAGAAGGUGAUGGAGGUGCUGCCGGUGCUGGCCGUGGUGACGCUCAUGGUCUUCGGCACCGUCGCUUACCUCACCGUCGUCGACGCCAUCCUGCCUCGCCUGCGCCCUGCCUUCUCCCUCUCCUGCCCGCUGGACCGUGGCCGCUGGGCGCUCUCCUCGCGCCGCCCGCUCUACCCGCCCUCCUGCCCCUUCCUCAGGGACGACUUCAACUGCGCCAAGUUCGGCCUAUCAGCGCCUGACACGUGGCGCUGGGAGCCGUCCCAGUGCCAGGUGGCGGAGUUCUCGGCGGAGGCGUGGCUGCAGGGCAUGGCGGGGCGGCGCGUGGCGUAUGUGGGCGACAAGGCGGUGGCGAACGCGUUUGACUCCAUGCUCUGCAUGCUCGCCCAGGCCGACACCCCCACCGCCCUCCCCGACGCCUCUCCCCGCCGCACACUCCUUGCACCCAGCGAGCCCCCCACGACUCGCACUGACGCAUCCAAGGGAAGAGGCGGCGGUGGUGAGACGAGCCCUCGACAGGCUGUUAGUGGCGGCAGGCAGGGUGAGAGCGUCCGGGCUGCUGCAGAUGGCCGUGUGUUCAUUGGUGCGCUAGAUGCCCCCCCCUCCGCCCUCCAUGCCCCCCAUGCCGCCCUGGAUGCCCCCUUGGCCGCCCGUGCUGCCUCCAUGGUGCAGACCGGGGUCAGGGGCAGCGAGGGCGCAGGCAGUGAUGUGAGGCGUGGUGGUGGGAGGCACAAGAAGGCCGGGUGGGGCUGGAACCCAAUCAGGUGGGGCGGGUGGAGGAGGGCGAGCAGUGCGCAGCAGCACGUGGGAGCCGCAGAUGCUGGCACUGGCGACGCAAGCAGUGCAAGCGGCUCCACAGACCACACCUCCACACCUCCUGCUGCUGCAUAUUCCGCCUCCUUUGCACUGUUUGACAUGCAGCCGCUGCUGUACGUUUUCCCCCGGCACAACGUCACUCUUGCCUUCCUGCCCUCGCCCUUCCUGGUCAAGGCCUCCCUCCUCUCGCCAGUCAACGCCACCCUCUGUCAGCUGCAGCGGGCAGCCGCAGCCACUGCACUCAACACCUCCGCUGCCAACAGCAGCAGCAGCAGCAGCAUUGGUGGAUCCACCAGCCAAGCGCCAGAGCAUGCAGAGGGCGCGUCCCCAGCUGGGUCAAGCGGCGGGGGGGAGGGCGUGGUGCGCGAUGCGUGCUACCCGAACCGCAUCCACGUGGACGAGCCCGACCCGGCGUGGGCGCAGCAGGCGGCGCUGUUUGAUGCGGUGGUGCUGGCGUCGGGGCGCAGCUGGACGGAGGACGCCGUGGAGACGCACGGGCUGAGUGUGGUGGUGGGGGGCGUGCGGCAGAGCAACCUGAGCGUGGAGGGGCUGGUGGGGCAGUGGGCGUACCCCCUCGCCAUGGCCGCCGUCACCUCCUGGCUCGCCAACGCCUCGCACUUCAACGGCACCGCUGUCUUCCGCUCCUUCAGCCCCACGCACCCCCGCAAGCAGUGCGCCGCCCGCAUGCUCCUCCCCGAUGCUGAGCAUGCAUCGGAGGUGAUGGAGGAGGCGCGGCGGUAUGACGAUGCCGUGGCACGUGCCAUUGGGGUGGCAGCAGGGGCUCGCGGCUCCAGUAGCAGCACGGCAGCAGGUGGAGCAGCAGCAGGCGGGGUGGCAGGGAGGGCGCUCCCCCGCCUGCACUUGAUGAACGUGUCGCUGCUGACAGCGCAGCGCGCCGACGCCCACCCCUGGAUGGCGUCACCCGUGCGCCCCAAGGCGGACUGCACGGACUGGUGCCUGCCGGGCGUGCCUGACACGUGGAAUGAGCUGCUGGCCGCCACGCUGCUCAAGCUGCUCCAGCGAUAGUGAUGCCACACGUACAGAGUGAUGCCAAGUGUGUUUGGUGUGUAGUUUGUAAAAACACCCGCUACCUUGCGACUCUGAUAGUGCCAUUAUUACCA